UCUUGCCUCCACCCACACCCACACUCUCACUCUCACUCUAUCUCUCAUAUUCUCAUUCACACUAAUCGCUUCAUUUUCAUCUGUAAGUUUGAUUCUCCAUCUCUAUCUUAACCAUUAUUACGUUCCUUUCUUGCUUUUCUUAGUGGGUGAAGACUUAACACUAGUCUACAAUCUUAGCUUCUUCUUCUUCAGAGUACUGCGCUAGGUUUAAUCUUUAGCUACUGUACCUGAGCUUUUUCUUCUGCUUGUUUUAAAGAUUUUGGGUCUAGACCAUCUUGGUGAAGAUGGGUUUUAUCUUUUCAUACAUGUGAUUGCUUUGCCGUUACUUCUUCAUCUACCCAACUCUGUAAAACCCUCUAUUUAUUACUCAUGGGACACAAAUGGGCUUCAGGGUUUUUACCCUUUAGUGAUCUUAAGUUAGCUGCACAGCUACUGGUUUUGUUAGUGCUUCUAUGCUCAAAUCUUUCUCAAAGUCUUGAUCUUGAUCCGGAAGAUAAAGCUUCCAUGUUGAAAUUUAGGUCAGGGGUUCAAGACCCCAGCCAGAGCUUGUCAAGCUGGGCUGGGUCUAGUUGUGCCAACUGGACUGGAAUCACCUGCCAGAACCAGACUGGUAGAGUGGUUUCGAUUGACUUGACCAAUAUGAACUUGUCAGGCCAAAUUGACCCCAGUUUGUGCAAGCUUCCAUUUCUUCAAGAUUUGGUUUUGUCCCAGAACAGCUUUAGUUGCCCAAUACCAGUAUGUUUAGGCACUCUGAACUUUCUCAGGACUCUACAUCUUGGUCACAAUAGGUUUCGGGGUGUGGUGCCUGAUACAUUCAUGAGGCUCGGGCAGUUGAAAGAACUUGUUUUGAAUGGUAAUAAUGAUUUGGGAGGUGUUAUUCCUUGGUGGGUUGGUAAUUUCUCAGCACAGUUGGAAAAGCUAGAUGUGGGUUUCAAUUCAUUUCAUGGGGAGAUUCCUCGAAGCUUGUUGUACUUGAAAUCUCUCAAGUAUUUGGAUCUUGGGAACAAUAAUUUAUCUGGCAGUCUUAGUGAUUUUCACCAGUCUUUGGUGUUUCUCAAUCUUGGAUCGAACCAGUUUUCGGGUACUUUACCUUGUUUCUCUACUUGUGAGCAGUCUCUUAGAGUUUUGAAUCUGGCUAACAAUUCUGUGGUCGGAGGCAUACCUACAUGUAUUGCUUCACUUCAAGCUUUGCAACAUCUGAACCUUUCAUCCAAUCAAUUGACUUAUGAGAUGUCUCCAAGACUUGUGUUUUCGGAGAAGCUUCUUCUCUUGGACGUGAGUAACAAUGAGUUGUCAGGUCCUCUUCCGAGCAAGGUUGCAGAGACAACGGAUAAAUCCGGGCUUGUUCUUCUUGAUUUGUCUCACAAUCGUUUCUCUGGUGAAAUCCCAUUGAAGAUUACAGAACUGAAGAGCCUGCAGGCACUGUUUCUAUCGCACAAUCUUCUUGUUGGGGAAAUUCCGGCGAGGAUUGGCAACCUAACCUAUCUACAAGUGAUUGAUCUCUCACACAACUCAUUAUCAGGUUCAAUUCCAUUAAACAUCGUUGGUUGUUUUCAGCUGCUUGCAUUGAUACUCAAUAACAACAAUCUUUCUGGUGAAAUUCAACCUGAACUUGAUGCAUUGGAUAGCUUGAAGAUACUGGAUAUUAGCAACAACAAGAUAUCUGGGGAAAUCCCACUUACUUUGGCUGGCUGUAAAUCACUCGAGAUUGUAGAUUUCAGCUCCAACAAUCUCUCUGGAACUUUGAGUGAUGCAAUAACCAAAUGGUCAAACCUCAGGUAUCUGUCCCUUGCUCAUAAUGAAUUUACUGGAAAUCUGCCUAGUUGGCUCUUUACUUUUGAAGUGAUCAGAAUGAUGGAUUUCUCAGGAAACAAAUUUUCUGGCUUCAUACCAGAGGGUAAUUUUAACAUGAGCAUAAAUUUUAACAAUGGAGAGGUUGAUAGAAUGCAGAGAGAUCCAUUUGUUUCAAUGCAGAAUGUGGAUACAAAAGUGUUGAUUGUUGUCACUGGUAGUAUUGAAUUAAGCUUCAGUUAUAUACUAUCUUCAAUGGUUGGAAUCGAUUUCUCUAACAAUGUACUCAUUGGGGAGGUUCCAGUGGGGCUGUUUGGAUUACAUGGCUUGGAAUACUUGAAUCUUUCGCACAAUUUUCUUCAUGGUGGGGUUCCGGAUUUAGAAAAGAUGUGGAGUUUAAAGGCCUUAGAUUUGUCCCAUAAUGCUUUAUCAGGUCACAUUCCAGGAAACAUUUCCAGCCUUCCGGACCUGACUCGUUUGGAUUUGUCAUAUAACUCUUUUUCUGGGUUUGUGACCAAGAAGCAAGGAUAUAACAGGUUUCCGGGAGCAUUUGCUGGAAAUCCAAAUUUGUGUUUAGAGUCCCCUGAUGGAGGGUGUGAUCCGGCAAGCCUUCCGGUGGUGCCCGGGAAGGCAUUUGAAGGGGAAGAAGAGGUUGAGGGGCGUAUUUCUGUUUGGGUCUUUUGUGUAAGUGCAUUCCUCAGUUUCUACUUUGGGGGCUUGGCCCUCUUUUGCUCCCCUCGAGCUCGGAAAUACAUUCUGCAUACAAAAGCUUAGUGCAACGUACAUGUGAAUGAGGAUGAAAACUACAGGCUGUAUAUUUUGAAUUCUCAAUUUCUUGUUUGGUCCAUGUUGACCCUUACUAAUGGAUGUUUUGUAUUCCAUUGCUAUCAUACAA
This is a messenger RNA of Rosa rugosa (rugosa rose), 2686 nucleotides long. RefSeq names its product receptor-like protein CLAVATA2. Lineage: Eukaryota; Viridiplantae; Streptophyta; Magnoliopsida; Rosales; Rosaceae. The record is from RefSeq and is a predicted model, not a curated record. Gene Ontology annotation, molecular function: protein binding. Bases 370 to 2565 code for a protein of 731 amino acids. The transcript has a single exon.